Messenger RNA from Daphnia carinata, 2453 nucleotides. RefSeq names its product putative ankyrin repeat protein RF_0381. Bases 64 to 2079 code for a protein of 671 amino acids. Lineage: Eukaryota; Metazoa; Arthropoda; Branchiopoda; Diplostraca; Daphniidae. Gene Ontology annotation, cellular component: IRE1-TRAF2-ASK1 complex. The transcript has 4 exons. The record is from RefSeq and is a predicted model, not a curated record. Gene Ontology annotation, molecular function: RNA endonuclease activity; ATP binding; protein serine/threonine kinase activity. Gene Ontology annotation, biological process: protein phosphorylation; intrinsic apoptotic signaling pathway in response to endoplasmic reticulum stress; IRE1-mediated unfolded protein response.
UUUUCCGAUAGUAAUCCGCAAAAGUUCUUGUCUCGCUAGCCUCGGUUGCAAUUAAAACCUGAAAUGUCAUCAUCUACUGCCUUUCGUGUAAAUGGCAUUAGAUUCCAUCGCCAUGAUUUUUUGGGUAGCGGUGGCUUCGGUUCGGUGUUUUGUGGUACAUAUGAAGGUCGACGUGCCCCAGCCAAAAGAAUUGAGAAGAAAAAUGACGAAGAUCAAGUAGUUGACAACGAGUUAAAAAUUCUUGAGCAAUUAGACCAUCCCAAUAUAGUUAAAUUUUUCCACUGCGUCAGCGAUGCUGACUUCAAUUACUUUGCUUUGGACUUGUGCGACGCAUCAUUGGAUCAGGUGUUCCUAAAUGAGGACGAUCCUCGGAAAUAUAAAGGACCUGAAUUACCAAAUAAUUUCGAAAUUUUCUCCCAGUUAGCCACUGGUCUCAAUUACAUCCAUUCAAAGAGACAAAUCCACCGGAACAUUAAACCGGAAAAUAUUCUCAUUUCUGUGAAACAUACUAACCACGCUGAGGGGAUAACGAUCAAGUGGGCUGAUUUUAGAUUGCCACGAGAAAUGAAUGAACGCGGAACAUUCACAAUGAGUGGAAUCAAAGGGACUCAACAUUGGUUCGCUCCCGAAGUCAUGGAAAUGAUGGGCAGAAACCUACGCAUUGAAAAAACUAAAGAAUCCAGCAAAAGUGAUAUUUACGCAGAAGGCCUCGUCUUCGGAUAUAUUCUGUUGAAAGGAAGACAUCCCUACGGUAACAGUGAUUUAGAAAUUGUGAGGAACAUCAUGAACCAAAAUCCAGUUAAUAUGAGUGAAAUUUCCCACAAGCAUUUAGCGCGUAACUUGAUAGAAAAAAUGCUGGCCAUGACACCUGAUACAAGAAUUACAUCGGAAGAUGUUGUUACUCAGCUUCAUUCCAUAAAAAUCAAACUUACCGAAGCGGAAGAAAACCUGCAUCGACUGUGUGCAGAUCAGUGCCAAAAAAUAGAAUUUAGGAUAUUGGGAAAAAGAAUAUGGGGAUUUCAAAAUGAUAUUGUGGAUGAAAUCAUCUCUUUAAUGCAACUCGGCAUCGACAUAAACGCAAGGAACAAAAAAGGAUGGAAUGCGCUUCAUCUGUUGUGUCAUAAUUAUUCAGGCCCUACCUUAAUCGAUGCAAUUAAACUCUUGAUCGAACUCGGCAUCGACAAGGACGCUAAGGAUAACGAUGGAUGCAAUGCGCUGCACCUGUUAUGUUUCAACAAUUCAAGUCCAAGCUUAAUCGAUGCGAUUAAACUCUUGAUCGAACUCGGCAUCGACAAAAACGCGAAGAAGAAGGAUGGAUGCAAUGUGCUUCAUCUUUUGUGUUGUAACAAUUCAAGCCCACUCUUAAUCGAUGCAAUAAAACUCUUGAUCCAACUCGGCAUCGACAAAAACGCACAGAAGAACAAUGGAUGGAAUGCGCUUCAUCUUUUGUGUUUUCACAAUUCAAGUCCACACUUAAUCGAUGCAAUUAAAUUUUUGAUCCAUUUCGGCAUCGACAAGGACGCAAAGGACUACGAUGGAUGGAAUGCGCUUCAUCUGUUAUGUUUUAACAAUUCAAGCCCACACAUAAUGGAUGCAAUUAAACUCUUGAUUGAACUCGGCAUCGAUAUAGACGCAAAAACCAACGCUGGAUCCAACGCGCUUCAUCUUUUGUGUUGUAACAAUUCAAGUCCACAUUUAAUCGAUGCAAUUAAACUCUUGAUCGAAAUCGGUAUCGACACAAACGCAAAGAAGAAUGAUGGAUGGAAUGCGCUUCAUGUUUUGUGUUAUAACAAUUCAAGCCCACACUUAAUGGAUGCAAUUAAAAUCUUGAUCAAACUCGGCAUCGACAAAGACGCAAAGAUCAGCGAUGGAUCGAAUGCGCUUCAUGUUUUGUAUUUUUAUAAUUCAAGUCCACAUAAAAUCGAUGCAAUUAACCUCUUGAUCGAACUCGGCAUCGACAAAAGCGUAAAAAGAAGCGACGGAAGCAACACGUCUAACAAUUCAAGUUCACACUUAACCAAUGCAAUUAAACCCUCGAUUAACCUCGGCAUCGAAAAAAAAACAAAGAAGAACGAUUGAGGGAAUGCGCUUCAUCUUUCAUGGCGAUAUGAUUCAUAUUUCAAGCCCACACUUCAUCGAUGCGCAAAGGCCUCCUUUUUUGGGCUGUUUAUUAAGACCACUCGCAAGAGGAAAAGGCAAACAAAAAUUCAAACAAAUCUUCCUGCUACAUUGCAAUAAAUGGGACGGAUCAUCAAAAUCGGAAAAAUACGGCUAACUCCAUAACUUGAUCAAUCGCAAAAAAUAUUAAUUGAAAUAUCAACGGAUAUAGUCUAAUUAGAUAGUUAGAUAAAUUUUCAUGCAAAAAAAAAAAUAAGGAACUGCUUGGUGGGCUACCUCACAAAAUGUGAUACAUAAGCUGGAACCUGAAUAAAACGAACGUUGUAACAAUUGAA